AGAACCGUUUGCAAAUGGCAAGCAAACUCACUCAACUUCACAGUUUCUUCACUCUUUCUCAGUUUUUUCUUUCUUCCUCUCAUCAUCAUGAAAUCACUUAGUGGAGGAGCCUCAGCCAUGGCUGCUGCUCUAAUGCUGCUUCUCCUGCUUGUCCCAACUUCAGAGGCUGUAAUUGCAUGCAGUGAUGUUGUAAAGGACUUGACACCUUGUCUCAAUUAUAUUGUAAGUGGCAGUGGGAAGCCAUCUGUCAGCUGUUGCAGUGGAGCCUCCAAGCUUGCAGCUGCGGCAUCAACUACUGCUGACAAAAGGGCUGCUUGUAACUGCAUCCAGUCCACAGCCAAGCAAAUAAACAUAAAUGCAGCAGCAGCCAAGGCUCUCCCAGGAAGCUGUGGAAUCAGCCUUCCUUUCACUGUGUCUCCUAACACAGAUUGUAGCAAGAUUGGUUAAAGUACAAGAUGUGGCCAGAAAGAUAUGAAAUGAUCCCCAUCUCCAGUUGAAGCUGAAUCUAUUUACUAUUUAUAAGAAAUAUUAAGAAGUUGAUCCUUUGUUGUCUGCUAUCCCUGUCUUAAAUAAAGUAAUCUAUGUACUUUUUUGGCUAUUAAUAAUUGAAUAAUAUAAUUCUCCAGAUCAAAA
Molecule: messenger RNA, 633 nt
Organism: Macadamia integrifolia
Lineage: Eukaryota; Viridiplantae; Streptophyta; Magnoliopsida; Proteales; Proteaceae
Product: non-specific lipid-transfer protein 1-like
Exons: 2
Coding region: 88-447 (119 amino acids)
Biological process (GO): lipid transport
Cellular component (GO): membrane
Molecular function (GO): lipid binding
Source: RefSeq, a predicted model, not a curated record